Messenger RNA from Blepharisma stoltei, 945 nucleotides. The record is from the annotation of a GenBank genome assembly. Lineage: Eukaryota; Ciliophora; Heterotrichea; Heterotrichida; Blepharismidae.
AUGUUAAGUAGAGCUACUAAACUCUGUCAACUAGUUAGAGUUCCCAGAGCAGCAUUUGCCGAUGAAUGGUUUAGAGGAAAUAGAUACAGUGAAGACGGCGCCCCUUUUUUUGAAACCCCAACAAGGCCUGGAAAUUUCAGAGAUGUAAUGGACUUCAAAUUAAAGCUUGAUAAUUGGUUUGACGAGGCCCGUGAAUUCAACGAAGAAGAAUGGGAAGUGAAAAAGGCUCAGCUUUAUAUUGCAAAUUGUAUGGGAAACAUCAUGUGGGUCACUGGCUUCCAAUAUGCAGCAAGCUCGUGGGCACAAAUCAUUACAGGUUGGGUAAGAUAUAGACAUUUGGAAGCCAAAGCAAUUAGAAAAUGACAGUUAUGUCUUAUUUUUUAUAAAAAAUAGUGGCAAAACUGUCAGUUUUAUAUGAAUUUCAUAUAUUUUAGAAUACUUCCCAGACAAGUAUAUGGAAUUCGACAUAGGAGAAUUGCCUCCUGGUGAAGUCAUGCAAAUUUCUUGGCAUGGUGUACCAUUAUUUAUUAGAAGACUUACCAAAGAAGAAAUGGAAGACGAAGGCAAGACUCCUCCACAUACACUUAUGGACAGCGCUCACCAAGUCAGAAUUACUGACGCUCCAAACUCAAAAGUAAUGGUUCUCAACGCUAGAUGCACACAUUUAGGCUGUAUCCCUAUUCCAUAUAUUGGGAAAUAUAAAGGGUGGACUUGCAUGUGCCACGGUAGUAUUUUUGAUAAGUGGGGAAGAGUCAGACAAGGACCUGCACUAGAAAAUCUAUGCACUUUUUAAUGAUUUUUGUCUUUUUGCUAGUAUUUUUUUUAUUGUUCUUAUUGAGAAAAAAUAGAAUAAGAUACCAAAACCAUUCCUUAUAUGGGAACAUUCUUUGUGUAGAUCAGCUACGCUAUAACUAUGAACCCAGAAGGAUAUGGAUCGUUCAAUAA